GUCAGAAUAUUUCAUUGGAACUUCAUCAACAACCCAUAUAGUAGAUUUAGAAAGUAUCAUUUCGAAUGAAAAGUUUUCUACUACCCUAAAGAAAGAAGGCAAAGUUAGACUUAUUUGGAUUCUUCUUGUUGAUGGUGGAUCCGAUGAAAACCUGAAGCAUAUAAAAAAUAUUAUUCAAUAUGCUCACCUUUCCGUGCUCUUAAUCUGGACUACUUGA
Messenger RNA from Funneliformis geosporum, 217 nucleotides. The record is from the annotation of a GenBank genome assembly. Lineage: Eukaryota; Fungi; Glomeromycota; Glomeromycetes; Glomerales; Glomeraceae.